UACAACAAGACUAUUUUCAUUUAUAAAUCGAAUGUUUCAUUAGAAAAAGAGGUUUUAAAGUAAACUCAAGUUUUUUAUUUUUUUGCUACCGCCAUAACAAAACACACACACACACAUAUAUAUAUAUAUGAUUCAAAUAACAAACAGGCCAAUACCAGUUUGGCUAGAUUGCGACCCGGGGAAUGACGACGUCUUUGCAAUCCUCCUCGUGCUAUUCCACCCCCGGUUUAAUCUCUUGGGAAUCAGUACCGUGCAUGGCAAUGCACCCUUGGAAAUGACCACGCAUAACACAUUAGCGUUAUUGGACUUGUUGCAAGUCUAUAAUGUUAAGGUAUAUGAAGGGCUGAAGAGACCGUUGAAGAUCCCUCCUCAUUAUGCAUUUGGUGUCCAUGGAACUACCGGACUCGGUGGCGUUACUCUACCCAAGAAGACUAUCAACAAGCCUGCAAAAGAUAUGUAUUACAUUGAAGCUAUGAGAUCGGCAAUUUGCGAACAUCAAGGAGAGAUAUGUUUGGUCAGCACGGGUACGUUGACGAAUAUCUCCAAGUUGAUUGCAAAGUAUCCGGAAGUCAAGGAUAAGAUUAGGUAUAUUGCUAUUAUGGGGGGUGCAUUCAAUUUCGGAAAUGUUACACCUUUCGCCGAAUUUAAUAUUCACACUGACCCCCACGCCGCCAGUUCCGUGAUUGCCGAGUUUGGCGACAAAGUUAUAUUGACACCAUUGAAUUUGACCCAUACCGCCGUUGCUACUGAAUGGGUUAGAAAACAGAUCUACAACGAUGUGGAGGGAGAUAACCGGAGAUGUUCGGAGAUUAGAAAGUUCUUCCAUGAUAUCCUAAUGUUUUACGGCCAGGCUUACCGUGAGAAUUUCGGAAUGACGGAAGGUCCCCCGUUACAUGAUCCGUUGGCAUUGUACAGUCUCUUACCAUUUGUCGACGAUGCCUUUGAGGAGUAUGGAUACAAGUAUGUACAGCAACCAAUAAAGGUUGUUCUCGAUGGAGAACACCAGGGAGAGACUGUGGUUUCCAAGGAAAAUACCCCAGGAGUAUACGUCGGAUCUGAGGUGGAUACAAAAAAGUUUUGGCAGAGUGUAUUGGUUGCACUUAAAAAUGCCGAGGUACAUAUAGAAGUCUAAUACACAGCCUAAAAGUCAGCCCCUUCUUCUUCAACCGGCACGGUGAAUGCACCAGCCAAGUAAAUAGCCGGUUCAUUGACGUUGUGAUGUUGAUAACUCAAAACACCAACCCCACCGGCAUCCAACAUCAAUUGUGGGUUGCGGUUCAAUUCUCUUUGAACCCAUCUGGCACAGAAACACCUGAGAAUGUGUCCGUGAGCAAUGACAAUGACAUCGGAAGCCACCUGGUCUUCAAUUGACUUGGCAUGAAUAGCUUGAAUCUUGGAGAUGAAACGGUCUAAUCUUGCCUUGACAUCAGUAUGGAUUUCUCCUCCUUCACAGCCAUCGCGCCAAAUAUUCCAGGUGUCACCAGGAGCCAAGUCCUUGUCUAACCCACGAGACUUUCUCAAUUCGAUAAUCUCGGCAGUUUUCAAUCCUUCGUAAUCUCCAUAUUCCCAUUCACGGAUAUCUUCGUCGAUGACCACUGGAAUCUGGUCUCUGAUCUUAGGAUCGACGCUUUCCAACAAUAAUUCAGCAGUAUGUCUGGCUCUUAAUCUAGGAGACACAAACACGUGGGUAAUGCUCUUGGGUUUGAUCAUAUUGGUGUGGACAUCACCGAUUAAGUGCUUCCCUGUGUUUCUCAUUUGCUUGACUCCGAAAUCAGUCAAGUCAAUGUCAGUGCGGGAAGUGUGUUGUCCGGAUUUGGACCAUUCGGUUUGACCAUGACGGACAAAGAUCACUCUAGGGCAAGGUUGUUUUGCUGUAGUCAUACUAUAUAUGUUUCUGUUUAUAGAAAUAGAAGAAGAAGAAGAAGAAGAAGAAGAAGGGAAAGAUUGAAAACCGUUGAAAAGUGCAAAGUUUAUUUUUUAUAUCUAAUCUGACUGCUGAUGCAC
Messenger RNA from Spathaspora passalidarum NRRL Y-27907, 2004 nucleotides. RefSeq names its product trifunctional uridine nucleosidase/nicotinamide riboside hydrolase/nicotinic acid riboside hydrolase. The transcript has a single exon. Gene Ontology annotation, cellular component: cytosol. Lineage: Eukaryota; Fungi; Ascomycota; Pichiomycetes; Serinales; Debaryomycetaceae. Gene Ontology annotation, molecular function: purine nucleosidase activity. The record is from RefSeq and is a predicted model, not a curated record. Gene Ontology annotation, biological process: purine nucleoside catabolic process. Bases 128 to 1132 code for a protein of 334 amino acids.